This is a messenger RNA of Blastocystis hominis, 951 nucleotides long. RefSeq lists its product as hypothetical. Gene Ontology annotation, biological process: regulation of DNA-templated transcription; nuclear-transcribed mRNA poly(A) tail shortening. The record is from RefSeq and is a predicted model, not a curated record. The coding region runs from base 46 to 951 and encodes 301 amino acids. Gene Ontology annotation, cellular component: CCR4-NOT core complex; P-body. Lineage: Eukaryota; Bigyra; Opalinata; Blastocystidae. The transcript is spliced from 12 exons.
CUUUGUUGUAAAACAUAUUCGGCUAGAAAAGAGAAUCACAUCACAAUGUCUGAAAUGAGAUAUGAGCAGUACGGUCCCGCUAUGGGAUAUCAGCAAUAUAUGGACAAAGGACAGGGAACUUAUCAAGGCCGAGGCGUUCCUCCAAUGCGAUAUGGAACCCCCACAAUGGCGAAUAGUAGUCAAAUGCGAAUGCCACGCUACCAAGGUAUGAGAGGAAAUGAAAUGGGUCGAGCGAUGCCUAAAAACGACAUGGGCAUGCCAGAUAGAAAAGGAGCAAUGAAUCAACUAGAUGACGAGGCUGCGUACAACUACAUGGCUCAAGCCAAUCGAAACAUGCCCCAGCGAAGCUCCGGGAUGUAUUCCGAUGCAAUGGACCCCAUGGGUCAUCCAUCGCAAGCUCUCAACAGCCGCCAAGGCUCGUUCCCUUCUUCAGCGCGAGCGACUCCCUCGGAAGUCGAUUACCAUCCGGACGCCUUCGAAGCCAAAAUCCCUCCGUACAAACAGAUCAUCGACAUCUUCAACUUCACGAACUCGGUAGAUAGCUACAACUACGUGCUUCCUUCCACCUACAUUUUCCCACAACCCACCAUCACGCCCGCUCAUAUCAAGUCGUUUUCGACGGACUUGCUGCUGUAUAUUUUUUACUGUCUUCCGCUCACGCGCCAUCAACUUCUCGCGGCCGCAGAGCUCUACGCGCGCGAUAUGGUGUAUCAUCGAGAGAAACAGACGUGGUUUCAGCGAGAUAAGUCGACGCCGCUCUACGCGCAAGCGAAUUGUCCGACGGUGCCUUGCAGUCGUGUGUUUCGUUGCGAGUUGUGUCAAUUUAUGCCGUGUGAAGAGGUGCUGAAGUCCUCGGAUAUUAUUCCUUUGAGCGAGAUCAAUGAGUACUUGAAACGAGCUGGAUGGACUGUUUGUGAGGAACAAACAAUGAACAAAAGAUCCAUAAAGUAA